GCUCACACCAAUCUGCUCCUGGGCCACGUCUCAUGUAAACCCCCGCCGCCGUUGUCGCCCCUCGCUCUUCCCCUCCCCUUCUCUCUCCUUCCUUCCGUCACCUCGUACCCUUCUCUUCGGUGUAUCCCUCCCCACGCACGCACGCGUGCGCUCCUCACUGGACGAGGCCCACCCUGUUGCCAAUGGUGUCGAGCACUCCCUCUCCCUCUCCCUCCUUUUCUGACACCGGCUUGGAUGAACCCCUCCCUCCCCAUGUCCCGGUUGGCAUCUUCAACAAGGGCCUCACCUGCCACCUGAGUGCCCUCCUACAAACUCUCUUCAGCAUCCCACGGCUUAUGCAGCCGAUCUUGCAGAAUACCGCGCGCAUCCAUCCGAGCACCACCAACCACUCUGAGCGGGUGCUCCUGGAACUAUGUCGGAUGUAUCUUCGCAAGGUGUCGAAGAUAGUCUACACUCAGAUUGACCCGGCAGCACUGAUUGCCGCCCUGGAGGCCCAUCCGCUCUUCCAUGGCAUCAAUCUCAACUCUGAACAGGACCCAUCUGAGGUUCUGUCCAAGCUGAUGGAGAUCGUCGAAGAGGUGGCCACAGCCAUGAGGGCCCCGAGCCCUGGGAGCCUGGCAGGGUCGCCAGCCACCCCGAGCCCACCAAAGACCAGCAUGCCCGAUCUGUUCCGCUUCACCGAGAACCAUGUCAGCUUCCAGGAGCACCUGGAAUUGAAUCACACCGAGGUCGAUCGUCUACUGAAGACGGCAUCCAUUUCCCCGCAGGACAGUACAACCAUGUUUAUCAUCCCCCCCGGAGCCGGGGUUUCGCACCUGGAAGAUCUGCUCCUCCAACAGAUGUUCCCCUUUUGCGACUUUUCCCUGGCGCGAACGGUCCUGUCCAGUGGCGAGCCAGCUACCGAGGAGCAAAUCCGCCAGAUCAUGCCAAGCAGCCUGGAGGAGUUCCAGCGCCCAUGGAUGCUGAAAUCCACGGCCGAGGUCAUGUGCUUCCACAUCAGUCAAACCAGCCGGGACAAUUUGAGCCAGGUGGUUUUCCCCGAGCGACUGAACUUGGGGCCCUUUCACCAAGAAAACCUGGCGCAAACCUUCAAGUGCAUUUUCGACCUGAGGCAAACCUUGCAUGAGGAUCGCCACAAGCGCGACCUAUCCGCGGCCUUGUCCCACUUCCAGGAUGCAUUCAACAGUUGGGUUGAUUGCUCAAGUCCGAGUGCAUCCCUGACACUUCGGUACCCGAACGGGGAGGUUGCCUCUCACACUGUGGCAGAACAUGUCACUGCCCUGUCGAAGAUCUUCCAGCCGGUGAACGACCAUGCUUCCUGGGUCAAGCAGGUCAUCUCCCAGCAGUAUGAGGCCAUCAAUGCCGUGGGCUCGGACCCCUUUGUCCUGCAUGCCCUUGUGAUGUUCAAGCGCCAGGACAACGACGGCGGUCACUACUACAUGAUGCUCAAUCGGCACGAGCUGUCGGCGGACGGCCAGGCUCUUUGGUGGCUUUGUGAUGACCUGAAGAUCUCGGAGCUCACUUUCGCCGAGGUGACGCAGCGCUUCGAUGCCGUGAACAAUGCCGGCUAUUUGGCCUUCUACAUCAAGGAGGGGUCGUCUCUGCUUGGCAACAGCUUCUUGGAUUAUGCCCUCAUUCGCGAUGCCAACUCCCGGUCCAUCCAUCUGAUUGAUGAGAUCAUCCGAGAAAAUACCGCACAUGUGGAGGUGGCCGAGCCUCAGGCUCAUCCUGGGUUCCUCUUCCUCGAAGAGGGUCUUCCCCUGACACUGGGACGUGCUUUGGCCUAUUUGGGCCUGGGGCAUGUCUUCGGGGCAGAUCAUUGCCAGACGGUCGAGGAGUUCUAUGUUCGGGCUGUGUGGGACAUCGUCACUGGACUCUGUCUUACUCCCCCGGCCUCUCGGAAACUAUCAUCCUCGACGAAUUCCUUCAUCAAGCUUCACAUCUCGAUGGCCUCCCUGCAUGAAACCAUUCGUAACUUUGGAUUUCGCCUCUUUUUCUUUGUGGCCUUCGGCACGGUGUAUGACCUCUAUAAUAAGGUUCCCGAAACGGUGGUCAGCCACUGCCAGUUCCUGGUGAAGGCCAUGACCCACUUGGGCGUGAAGCCAUUUAUCCCACACCGGUCGGUUGAGGCCCUCCUGGCAUACCACACCCUCGGCAUUGGUCUUCCGCCGGAACAGGGCUCCGUUGUGACUUUCAUGUGUCCGCGCGACAAUGAGCCGGGCUUCCCUCUUGACAUUUUGUCGAUGCUGGAAGUUCCCCUUCAGCCGCUGGCGUCUCUGAAAUAGACACCUGGGGGACGAGACGAUCCCGCUUCUCUUUUCCGAGA
Fonticula alba is the source of this 2326-nucleotide messenger RNA. RefSeq lists its product as hypothetical. The transcript has 9 exons. NCBI's taxonomy places the organism in Eukaryota, Rotosphaerida, Fonticulaceae. The record is from RefSeq and is a predicted model, not a curated record. Gene Ontology annotation, cellular component: nucleus; cytosol. Gene Ontology annotation, biological process: protein deubiquitination. Bases 183 to 2285 code for a protein of 700 amino acids. Gene Ontology annotation, molecular function: cysteine-type deubiquitinase activity; cysteine-type endopeptidase activity.